This is a messenger RNA of Dictyostelium discoideum AX4, 1644 nucleotides long. RefSeq lists its product as hypothetical. The record is from RefSeq and is a predicted model, not a curated record. NCBI's taxonomy places the organism in Eukaryota, Evosea, Eumycetozoa, Dictyosteliales, Dictyosteliaceae. The transcript has 3 exons. The coding region runs from base 1 to 1644 and encodes 547 amino acids.
AUGGACACAUUUACAAUUGAAGAAAUAGUGAAAUUUGAUGGUGGUGGUGGUGGUAUAUCAACAAUUAAUAGUAAUAAUGACAAUAUUGGUAUACCAAGUAAUACCUUUGAAAUGAUAAUAUCAACUAUUCAACACUUUUUAGAUAGAUCAUCAUCAGUAGCAUCAACGAUUGCAGUAUUUGUAUUAUCAUUUAUAUUAUUUUUUAUGUUUGGUUGGUUUUAUUUCUUAAAGAUAUUAUUUAGAGAUUAUGAAGUUAAAAAAGUUUUUGUUCAAUUAUCAUUCUCAAUUACUUUUGCAUUAUCAUUAACAUUAUUUGAACUUAUUUUCUUUGAAAUUAUGGAUUUUAUGGAUAGAGAAUGGAGAUAUAGAUUUUGGGAAUUUGAUUUAACAUUAAUGUCAAUUAAUUUAAUUUUAGUAUUACCAUAUUAUCAAUUUUAUUUAUUAGUUUUAGCAUAUGGAUUUAGUAAGAGGAAAACAUUAUUUUUUAGUUUAGUACUAUUGGUAUUAUAUUUAAUUUUAUUUUGGAAGAUUGGUGAUCCAUUCCCUAUUCUAAAGGAAUAUACAGGUUUAGUUUCUUUAGAAAUGGGUAUUGGUAGAAUUGGUAUUGUAGGUUGUACUGUAAUGUCAUUACUAUCGGGCUAUGGUGCAGUUUAUGUACCUUAUAGUUAUAUCACUUAUUUUUUAAAACCUGUAAAAGAUGUUACAAUUACAAAAUUAGAAAAACAAUUCAAUCAUGCUUUAGAUAAAAUUUUUAAUAAAAAAAAAAGAGUUGUAUUAUUAAAACGAGAAUUAACAAGAAGAAAUGUAAAUAAUAAUAAUAAUAAUAAUAAUAAUUAUGAUACAUAUAAUUAUAAUAACAAUUAUAAUAAUAAUAGUAAUAAUAAUAAUAAUAAUAAUAAUAGUAAUAAUAAUAAUAAUAAUAAUUUACCAAUUAUUGGGCCAAUAUUUUCAAAAAUUUAUAAUUUAUGGAAUGUUGGAUAUCAUCAUCAAUUAAGUAGACCAAUUGAUGAUAUUAAACAAUUGGAACGAGAAAUUAAACAAUUAGAAGAUUUAAAUCGUGACUUAUUCACUCAAAUACACGAGUUAAAAUUAGAGAGAUUAAGAAUCCAAUUCUCAACAACGCUUCGUGGUAAAUUUUAUAAUUGGUUAGGUUACUUCUUUUCAAUUUAUUGGAAAAAAAAGAGUGCAUUAAAUAUAGUUUUCGAUAGAAGAGGUGGUAUGGAUCCAGUUACAAGAGGAUUGGAUAUUGCUUUAAGAUAUUUUCAUUUUCAAGUUGAUGUAACAUUUUGGUCUCAACAUAUAUCAUUCAUUUUGGUUGGUUUAAUGACAGCUUCAAGUAUUCGUGGUUUUUUAAAUCAAAUUUUAAAGGUAUUUCAUGAAUAUUCCAGUAGUUUAUCUUCAAAUAAUAUAGUUUUAAUAUUGGCUCAAGUAAUGGGAAUGUAUUUCAUUUCAUCAGUUUUAAUGAUGAGAACAUCUAUGCCUGAAAUUUAUACAAGAUUUAUAGUCACUCAGAUAUUGGGUGAUAUAGAAUUCAGUUUCUAUCAUCGUUGGUUUGACUUUAUUUUUAUACCAAGUGCAAUUAUCACAACAUUAGCAUUGAUAUUCAUGUCUAAAUCAAGUACUUUCCACUUAAAUGAUGAAUAA